UGGCGAAUAUCAACUGCAACUUAUGUCUACAUAACACCUCCGAGAUUCGCGGUUUCUCGAGGAACACCGAGCAGAUUCUCGCUGGUCAUUGAGCAUCAUGCGUCGACUGCAAUAGCCGUGAAUCUUUCAGCUGUUUGUGCAGGGUCCAUGGAGUAAUUGCUAUUCCUGCUCCGUGCUUGAACUAUUGCAAGCAGAGCCCUUGACACCCUUAGUCUCGUAACUGACAUCAACUGAUCAGCCAUACGAAGAUUGCUACCAAAGUAGCCUUCCAUGUCGCUCAACCGUACGGCUUCGGCCGCGCUGCCGUUUCUGAUAGGAAUUCUCGCAGGCGCUGCGCUGCUGACACUGCAGCAGGUUAUGACAGGAGGGAAUUUUACGUUCCCUAUCGUCUCGUCGUCUCUCUUCGCGUUCUCGAAUUCAGCCAACCGAUCAGUCUCGCAACACGUGGAUAAGCCUGAUUGGCUGACUUCUGCUGCUUCGAUCGGCGCUGCUCAUGAGGAGAUUCGUUAUAACACGGACGCAGGACCUGUGGAAAGCAAGCUGAACGUGCAUCUGGUAGCGCAUUCACAUAAUGACCUGGGAUGGACGAGAACUAUCGACAAGUACUACGUUACGGCAGUACAGUACAUUAUCGAGACUGUCGUUGACCAGCUUGAGGCUAAUCCUGAUCGGAAGUUUAUUCAGGUGGAACAGGCAUUCUUCUAUCGCUGGUGGCAGCAACAGUCAGAGAACAUGCGGAACAGAGUGCGUGCUCUGGUUGCUUCUGGUCAACUCGAGUUCGUUAACGGGGGGUGGGUAAUGCAUGACGAGGCCACCACGCACUACACCGACAUGAUCCACCAGAUGUCGCUGGGGCUGCGCUUUCUCCGCUCCGAGUUCAAUGUCACGCCGCGCAUCGCAUGGCAGAUCGACUCGUUUGGCCACUCGGCAACGCAAGCCAGUCUCAUCACUGCUCAGGCUGGAUUUGACGGGGUAUUUUUCUCCCGGGCGGAUUAUCAAGAUGUGGCCAAUCGGCAGCAAGAAAAGAAGGAAGAGUUUGUGUGGCGUGCAUCGAAAACAUUGGGAGAAUCGGCCCAGGUUUUUGGUGGUCACCUGUAUUGGAUGUAUGAUCCCCCCCCUGGGCUUGAUUUCGAGGAUAGUGCAGCACCGCCAUUCAUUCAGGAUGAUCCGCUUUCAGGAGAAGUCAACGUCCAGAAGCUUGUUGACCUGUUCGUGCAGCGUGCUUGGGAACAGGCCAAGGUGACUCGGUCCAACCACGUGAUGUUCACCAUGGGGAAGGACUUCGCCUACACCAAUGCCAUCCUCUGGUUCAAGAACAUGGACAAGCUCAUUCACUACGUCAACCUGGAUGGCAGGGUCAACGCGCUGUACUCCACGCCCUCCAUCUAUGUGGACGCCAAGCAGCACGCUGACGAGACCUGGCCCCUCAAGACUGGCGACUUCUUCCCCUAUGCUGACUCACCGCAUUCCUACUGGACGGGCUUCUACUCCUCCCGCCCAGCCUUCAAGCGCUACGUGCGGGUCUGCAGCGCUCUGCUGCUGGCUGCCAGCAUGCUGGAAGCAGCAGUGGGGCGAGAGGCUCUUCAGGCAUGGGGGGGUGACACUGACGGCAUGGACUUGGUGGGCUCUGGCGUGGGCAGAAUGAUGGUCCCAGAUUUCCGUGCCUUGGAUUCGAGUGGUGGACCUGGAGAUAGAGAGGGUGGGAACACAGGCAGUGAUAGUAAUGGUGGUGCUGCUGGUGUCGGGACUGCUGCUGCUGGUUCUGGUGGUGGUGUUGGUGCUGGUGGUGCUGGUGGGGCUGGUGGUGGUGCUGGGAAUGGUGGUGGUGCCGGGGGGCGUGAUUCUCGGGCGGCGUCAACAGCAUCGCUGGGGGAGGCAGUAGCCGUGGCACAGCACCACGACGCCAUCACAGGCACGGCUCAGCAGCACGUGAAUGACGACUACACGCUCAGACUGCACAGAGCGGCACAGGAGGCCUCAACUGUUCUAACCAGUGCACUGGCCUACCUUAUUCUUCACCCCCCUCCUCCUCCACCUCUCUCCCCUCCUCCCACCACCACCAACUCCACUGCACCUGGGCCCACACGAGCUGCGUCUGGUGCUAAUCCUGCUAAUACACCUGCUGCAGCUGCUACCCAUCCUGCUGCUGCUGCUGCUGCUGCUGCUGCUGCUGCUACUGCUGCUGGUGGUGGUGCUGUUCCUCAUUCACCUGCUACAGCUGGCGCUGAUACUGCUGGUGGUGCUGCUUCUAACGAGGAUGCAGCAGCAGCAGCUGCUGCUGCUGCAAAGGCUGCUGCAGGGGGUGGUGAUGUUUCUUCAGCCACCAGCACAACACCGCAUCGCGCGCCUCUCGAAAUUCAACACACUGUGAUGGAGGGUGUGUCACAUGGAAGGCAGGGCACAUUGCAAGGAACGCAGGGUGAAGGGCCGCAUAUGAACCCAUACGGACCUGGGCGCUCUCACAAGAGCAUGCACUGGAGAGGCCGUGACUUGCUGGUCAAGGCUGGGGAGCAGCUUGGAGGAACAGAGAGGGCGGAGGGAGUGGAGGAAGGGAUGGGCAACAGGAGGCGGUUGCAGGAGAGGCCCAAACUGCUGCUCCAGACGUGCCCUCUUCUCAACAUCUCCUUCUGCCCUCCGUCUCAGUCUGGCCUUGCACCCAGCAAAACCCUUGUGGUGGUUGCUUUCAAUCCUCUUGCCUCAGCGCGCACUGAAAUCGUCCGCAUUCCAGUCUCCACCCCCUCUGUCGUCGUCACAGACUCCACCCACCAGCCCAUCCCAUCUCAGCUCAUCCCGGACCUCCUCCCCCGUCCAGCCGUCCGCUCUUUCUACACAGCCGCGCAUGCAGGGGUGCGUGUGACUCCCCUGGAGCAGCAGCAGGGGGCGAUGUCGGUUGUGUUCCGUGCCGAGGUGCCUCCUCUCGGGUACUCCACCUUCUUCCUCACUGCAGCGCGACCAGGAGCUGCGGGGGUUGCAACAAGCAGCAGUGACUGGAGCCUGGGACUCAAGCAGCAGAGAGGACGGAAUACAAGGAGCAAGAAAGGGAAGGGGAAGAGCAAGAAGGGGAAGAAGAAGGCACAGAAGGACGAGUACGAAGAGGAGGGAGGGGAGGAAGGAUAUGAGGAGGAGGGGCAAGAGGAAGCGGUGGAGGAGGAGACACAGAGUGAAGGGGAGGAAGAAGGGGAAGAGGAGGGAGGGGAGGAGGUGGAGAUAGGCGAUGGUGUGGGUCUGGGGGAUGAGAUAGUUUUUGGAAAGGUGGUGGGUGGUCGGCCGGCAUCGCGGGUCUUUUUCUCCAAAACUUCUCGUGGCAUGACCCGUGCUGAACUUAUCAAGCCCAAUGGAAAGGCAUUUGCUACUUUGGCUGCAGCUAACCUCAGCAGCGACAUGCUCUUCUACUCAUCUGCAGAGUCUGGAGCGUACAUUUUCAAGCCCACUGCAGACGGCGCCCUGCCGUUCCGCACCCAGCAGAGAGUGCCCAUACGGGUGCUGCGAGGACCAAUUGUGGAGGAGUUCCACCGCCAAGUGGCUCCGGAAAUUACCGAGGUGUACCGGGUGUAUCCAGGGGAGAACUAUGCAGAGCUAGGGUACUCCAUAGGGCCGCUCUCAGAGGACGGCUAUCUGGGUAAAGAGGUCGUGGCUGCCUUUUCCUCUUCCAUUCAGAACGGAGGGGUCUUCCAUACAGACUCCAAUGGCCGUGACUACCUCAAACGAGUUCGUGAUUCUCGCCCUGACUGGACCCUUUCCGUCACAGAGCCCAUCGCUGGGAACUUCUACCCUGUGACAGUGGGGGCGUUCAUAGGCGAUGGGGCGGCGCAGCUGUCUCUGCUGGUGGACCGAGCAGCCGGUGCUGCCAGCCUGGCGGAUGGCCAGCUGGAAGUCAUGCUGCACCGUCGUUUGGAUACAGUAGACAACAAGGGAGUCGGAGAGCCGCUAAACGAGGAUGUCUGUGUGGAGGAUAAGUGCUACCACCUCGUAGUGGUGGGGUCUCUCCGCUUCACAGUGUUCCCGGACUCACGGGCACCGCCAGGCACACCGCCGCAGAAGGCAUCAGGCGGGGCCGCAGCAGGGGCGUUCUGGCGCAGAGACCACAGCCAGCGGCUGCUCUCUCCUCUGCAACUUGCCUUCGCUGUCGAGUCUACUGAGGAUCUGGCAGCGGCAGAAGCAGAAGCCGCAGAAGCAGAAGCAGAAGCAGCAGCAGCCGCUGCUGCUAGCACCGCUCCGGACCCUUCUGCAGCAUCUGUUGAUGCUGAUUCUGCCAGCGCAGCACCAAAGGGGUUUCUGUGGCGUCACUCCCUCUUCCAAAGCGCUCAGCAGGAGGUAGUCAGGGCAGGGACACGUGGCAGCGCCAGAGGGAGGGCUGCAGCACCCCCCGAUGUUUACCAGUUGCCUCGAAGCGUGGCGAUUACAACGCUUGAGGAGGUAUCACCAGGAGGCAUUCUCCUGCGACUGGCACACCUCUAUGAGGCUGAGGAGCACCCAGUAUUCUCUCGCCUUGCCACAGUGAAUCUCAGACUCCUCUUUGCAGGUCAAGAGAUUUUGAAGGUGACCGAACUGAGUCUCAUGGCCAACCGAGAACGUGCGAGCUUGCGACCACCUUUAACAUGGGAGCUUGAUGACAGCGAUGGAAGUGAAGGUCCGGAGGUGAUAAUGGGCCAGGCAAUAGAUAACUCCACUCUUGUGGUGGAACUUGGGCCGAUGGAAAUUAGGACAUUAUUUCUCCAACUCACUACUUGAAGCUAGUUAGUUGUCUGCUUUGAUGUUUCUGACAUGUAUAUGCAGGUUUGUAUGCCUGACGGGGUCGGCCCUCUCGAGUAUAUUGCAAGG
Molecule: messenger RNA, 4821 nt
Organism: Closterium sp. NIES-67
Lineage: Eukaryota; Viridiplantae; Streptophyta; Zygnematophyceae; Desmidiales; Closteriaceae
Source: the annotation of a GenBank genome assembly